AUGAAGCUCAAUAACAUUGCCGGCGCGGUGUUCGCCCUCUGCUCCCUCACGGCAGCGUGUGAAGAGCAAAUACCCCUCCAAGGCAGCAAUGAAGCGCAGGUCAAGCCUGUCAACAUCGCCAUCAUAGGAGCUGGAGCAGCAGGCGCCUCAACAGCCUUCCACCUCCAUCGAUACGCCCGCAGCGCCGAACUCCCCCUCAACAUCACCAUCUUCGAACGCAACCCCUAUAUCGGCGGGCGCUCUACAACUGUCAGCGCCUAUAAUGACAGCAGCCUCCCUGUCGAGCUCGGUGCCAGCAUCUUCGUCACCGUAAACAAGAUCCUGGUCGAUGCCGUCCGCGACUUCAAUCUCUCCACAUCAACCUUCUCCAGCGAUCAAGAUGACAAGUACAGCAAGAUCCCCGGGGACGCGUUGGCUGUAUGGGAUGGCAAGGAUAUUGUAAUUACGCAGAAUGGGAAGUGGUGGGACUAUGCGAAGUUGUUCUGGAGGUAUGGACUUACACCGCUCAAGACUCAAGGGUUGAUGAAGAAGACGGUGGGGAAGUUCUUGAAGAUGUAUGAUGCGCCGGUUUUCCCGUUUGAGGAUUUGACAAAGGCAGCGCAUGAGGUGGAAUUGAUCGAGGUUACGACGAGGACCGGGGAAGAGUUUAUGCGUGUCAAUGGGAUUGAGGGGAAGUUUGGGAGGGAAAUCGUACAAGCUAGUACGAGGGUGAAUUACGCGCAGAAUCUGGCGUAUAUCCAUGGUCUAGAGGCUAUGGUCUGUAUGGCGACGGAGGGUGCGAUGAGUGUCGAAGGAGGGAAUUGGAGGAUCUUUGAGGAGAUGGCGAAGAGGUCUGGAGCGAAGGUGUUGUUGGAUACCGAAGCCGGUGGAGUCUGGCCGCAGGGGAGUGGAAGUUACGCCUUGAACUACACCCAUCCGGACGGAUCGGGUUCUGGAUCUGGAGUCUUCGAUGCAGUGGUCCUAGCCGCGCCAUACCAAUUUUCAGAGCUCAAGUCCUUGGGUGUUGACGAGAGCGAGCUCACGACGGCAAAGAAUCCUGACAAGGUGCUCUACGUUGAGUUGCACGUCACGCUGUUCACUUCGCCACACCUUCUCUCGCCCGCCUUCUUCAACCUUUCAUCGGACAAGGCAGCACCACAAGUCAUCCUGACAACACUCCCUCCCGACGAAGAGCCCGAGAAAGGCCGCAAAGGCGUCGGCAGCCCAGGUUUCUUCAGCAUCUCCCUGCUACGCCCCAUCACAAACCCUUCAACAUCCGUCGACGAAUACCUCUACAAAAUCUUUUCCCCAACCCCAAUCAACAGCACUUUCCUAUCCCACCUCCUCGGCGUGCAAGACCUCCCCGACAACAAUGAAGACACAAUCUCGUCUCGAGACGUAACCUGGAUAUACCGCAAAGUCUGGAACUCAUAUCCCUACGAGUAUCCGAGGGUCACGUUUGAGGAUAUCAAGCUGAGGGAGAAUCUGUGGUAUACGGCGGGGAUGGAAAGUUUUAUCAGCACGAUGGAGACGAAUGCGUUGAUGGGGAAGAAUGUGGCUAAACUAGUCGUCGAUGAGUGGGUGCAGAGGAAGGGCAUCAGUUCCAUUGAGGAGCAAUCCACGAUCUGGAGGGUUUUUGAGUUUUUGAGUUUGAGAGGAUGA
Zasmidium cellare ATCC 36951 is the source of this 1641-nucleotide messenger RNA. RefSeq lists its product as uncharacterized. The record is from RefSeq and is a predicted model, not a curated record. NCBI's taxonomy places the organism in Eukaryota, Fungi, Ascomycota, Dothideomycetes, Mycosphaerellales, Mycosphaerellaceae. Bases 1 to 1641 code for a protein of 546 amino acids. Gene Ontology annotation, molecular function: prenylcysteine oxidase activity. The transcript is spliced from 3 exons. Gene Ontology annotation, biological process: prenylated protein catabolic process; prenylcysteine catabolic process.